Periophthalmus magnuspinnatus is the source of this 1163-nucleotide messenger RNA. RefSeq names its product scavenger receptor cysteine-rich type 1 protein M130-like. The transcript is spliced from 5 exons. The record is from RefSeq and is a predicted model, not a curated record. The annotation marks the transcript as partial. Gene Ontology annotation, cellular component: membrane. NCBI's taxonomy places the organism in Eukaryota, Metazoa, Chordata, Actinopteri, Gobiiformes, Gobiidae.
GGGCCAGUCGCUGUGCUGGGACUGUGGAGGUGAGACACAGAGGAGAGUGGAGACGGGUGGAGUCCUCUGGACUCUUUGGACUCUGGUUCCUGGAGGACACAGCUGCUGUGUGCAGAGACCUGGACUGUGGCUCUGCUGUUUAUGGAGAAAAGAGAGAUGAUUUUCCAUAGAGUCCAGUGUGGUGGGUCACACCUCACUGUGUGAAGAAGGAGAAGUCUGCAGUGAGAGAAUGUGUCUUUGGUUCAUCCUCCUCUUCCUCUUCUUGGGGUCUGGAGGUGAAGUGUUCAGACUCGGUGCGUCUGGUCUCGGGGCCCAGUCUGUGCUCAGGAUCAGUGCAGAUCUGGGACCAGUCCUGGACCUGGGUCUGUGAAGGGGCCUUGGACCAGCAGGGGGCAGAGGUGCUGUGCAGGGAGCUGGGCUGUGGGGCUCCUUCUCUCCUCCAGGGGGCGCUCUCUCCUCUGAAGCAGAAGUUCCACUGUGAGGGCAAUGAGUCUGCUCUGAUGGACUGUCCCCGCUCCGGCUCAGAGACCUGCUCCUCUGGAGCCGCUGUCAACCUCACCUGCUCAGAGCUCAGGCUGGUGGGAGGGGCCAGUCGCUGUGCUGGGACUGUGGAGGUGAGACACAGAGGAGAGUGGAGACGGGUAGAGGAGCCCAAUGGACUCUGGUUCCUGGAGCACACAGCAGACUCGGUGCGUCUGGUCUCGGGGCCCAGUCUGUGCUCAGGAUCAGUGCAGAUCUGGAACCAGUCCUGGACCUGGGUCUGUGAAGGGGCCUUGGACCAGCAGGGGGCAGAGGUGCUGUGCAGGGAGCUGGGCUGUGGGGCUCCUUCUCUCCUCCAGGGGGCGCUCUCUCCUCUGGGGCAGAGGUUCCACUGUGAGGGCAAUGAGUCUGCUCUGAUAGACUGUCCCCGCUCCGGCUCAGAGACCUGCUCCUCUGGAGCCGCUGUCAACCUCACCUGCUCAGAGCCGCUCAGGCUGGUGGGAGGAGCCAGUCGCUGUGCUGGGACUGUGGAGGUGAGACACAGAGGAGAGUGGAGACGGGUGUAUGAACCCUAUAGUCCCUGGUCCCUGGAGGACACAGCUGCUGUGUGCAGAGACCUGGACUGUGGCUCUGCUGUUUAUGGAGAAGAGAGAGAGGAUUUUCCAGAGAGUCCAGUGUGGGAG